AUGGCUACCAACACCUCUCCCAACCCACGCUGGAAGGAGCUCAUUGCAGAUGGAAUUGCAAAGGGAUUCAAGGAGGGCGAGAAGACAAGUGUCCUCUACUACCCGCUGGCUACCGUCACUCCUGGUACUCCACCUCAGCCUCAUGUCCGAUAUGUAGUCCACCGUGGUUUCGUCAAUGAGCAGAGGUCAAAGGAUAGCCCAUCGGGAGUGGAACCCUAUGACAAGGACUUUGGAUCUAGCGUCUGCCUGCUGACCACUACGGAUGUUAGGGCACCCAAGGCCCAACAGAUGGUGGAGACGGCCAAGCAGGGUGGAGCCAAUGGAGAGAUCUCUUGGUGGAUGGAGAGCAGUCAGCUACAGUUCCGCAUCUCCGGCCUCUUCCACCUGCUCCCCACUCCUUCUCACCCCCUCUUCAAAGACUUCCCAAAGGAACGUCUCGCCCCUCCUUCCUCCUCUUCCUCUUCCAGCAGUAGCAAGCCCUUCGACUGGGCACAAGAGCGUACUCGCGUCUACGAGAAGCUCUCUCCUGGUCUACUAGCCUCCUUUGCUCGACCGGUCCCUGGAUCUGAACAUCCAAAUGCUUCAAAGCUAGAGGGUGGACCGGGAGAAGGGACAGAGGGAAAAGAUGAAAAGAACAGUCCUUGGCCAUUGGAAUUGCCUCAGCCUGGAAAGGAGGAGAAUGAGGAGCAGAAGAGGCUAUUGGCCGAGAGCGAAAAGAACUUCGCCCUGCUGGUAUUCGAGCCCUAUCAAGUGGACUUGGUAGAUCUGGGCCGCGAUCAAAGGAGCAUCUUUGAGCGCAAGGGCGAUGGUCCCAACUGCGAGUGGUCGGAGAGGAGGGUGGUGCCCUAG
Molecule: messenger RNA, 849 nt
Organism: Microstroma glucosiphilum
Lineage: Eukaryota; Fungi; Basidiomycota; Exobasidiomycetes; Microstromatales; Microstromataceae
Exons: 3
Coding region: 1-849 (282 amino acids)
Molecular function (GO): FMN binding
Source: RefSeq, a predicted model, not a curated record